AGUAAGAAACUCCGGAGACUUUAGGUGCCGAAUCGGAAUCAUCCAGUGGAUCGGCCGUCUCUGUCACCAAUUCGCAUACAAAUUGAUGGCUGAACGCCUAGACAACGGAUUGAUGAAGAUCUAAGUUCUGGAAAUUGAGUUUUCUGGGAGCGAAUGAGUUGCAGAAAUGAAGCAUAAUUCGCUGCGGAGGUCUAGCUCUCAGAAACUGCACCGGAGAUGGAGGAGGAAAUUGUCCGUACUGGCGCUGAUUUUGGUCGGACUUUCCGUAGGAACCUUCGCGCUCAUGGAGACGCACUACGGACGAAUCAAAGUGCCCGCGUUUCUGUCUCACCAGGCUGUUCAGAGGCCCAAGAUUGCGUUUCUGUUCAUAGCUCGGAAUCGGCUUCCUCUUGAUAUUGUCUGGGACGCCUUCUUCCAGGGAGAUGGGGAGAACAAAUUUUCCAUACACGUUCAUUCAAGACCUGGCUUUCUAUUCAACCAAGUGACAACAAGAUCGGUGUAUUUCUUGAACCGCCAAGUUAAUAAUAGCAUACAGGUAGAUUGGGGAGAAGCAAGCAUGAUUCAAGCAGAGCGUAUUUUGCUACAAAGUGCAUUGGUAGAUCUCUCAAAUGAAAGAUUCGUAUUUCUUUCAGAUAGCUGCAUACCAUUGUACAACUUUAGCUACACAUACAACUAUAUAAUGUCUACCUCCAAGAGUUUUGUGGACAGUUUUGCUGAUACAAAGAAAGGCCGUUACAACCCAAAAAUGCAUCCUGUAAUUCCUGUUCAGAACUGGAGGAAAGGAUCUCAGUGGGUUGUUCUGAACAGAAAGCAUGCCAAAAUUGUAGUAAAAGAUGAAGCUGUUCUUCGUAUGUUUCAGUUGCAUUGCAAGAAAAAGCCACUGCCUGAGUUUUGGAGGGAGCAUCCAGUGCCUGCGGAUACAUCAAAAAUUCAUAACUGUAUACCUGAUGAACAUUAUAUUCCAACGUUGCUUGCACAAAAAGGACAAGGGGGAGAAAUAAUCAGAAGAACCCUGACUCACACAUCAUGGGAUCUUCCAUCUUCCAAGCGGCGUGAACGGCAAGGGUGGCAUCCUGUUACAUACAAGUUAGCUGAUGCUACCUCUAUGCUCAUUCAAUCUAUUAAGGAAAUAGAUAAUAUUUAUUACGAAACAGAGUACCGGAGAGAGUGGUGCACUAGCAAGGGAAAACCUGCUCCAUGCUUCCCUUUUGCAAGAAAAUUUACACGACCUGCCGCUCUUAGGCUGCUCAAUGAUACGUUUGCGCUUGGAGUUUCCAGACAAAAGAACAAAGUGACUUCCAUUUAGUUGAAAAAUUAUUAGGAUCACCAGCAUAUACCCAUAUGUACAAUUGAGUGGGUAGGCUCUUCAGGAAGCUGAACAAGGUUAAGGGAAAACUGCAAGUUACCAAACCAUAUGAUAUGGCCAUUGCGAGGCUGUGGGAAAACCAGGUGGCAGUCUAUGUUGCAAUGACACGACAUCGUACAGGCCAUGACAAAUCACAAAUAAAUAAAAGUUCAUAUGAAGUCAUAAUAGGGCAUUGCAAAGAAAGAUAGGGGAAGGGG
Molecule: messenger RNA, 1563 nt
Organism: Cuscuta campestris
Lineage: Eukaryota; Viridiplantae; Streptophyta; Magnoliopsida; Solanales; Convolvulaceae
Source: the annotation of a GenBank genome assembly